GACUUCUUCAGAGUUCACUUACAAAUCAGAAUUCCAGUUCUUUUCUUUUUCAUUCACUUUUUAUUAGUAACUUUACUUUUAACGUUAGUAAAAGCAGAGCUUCGGAAACUUUGAUCAUGGCGAAUCCUAAGCUCAGUCGAAUUCCAAGCUUGAGGGAGCGCGUGGAGGACACGCUAUCUGCUCAUCGUAACGAGCUUGUCUCUCUUCUCUCCAGGUACGUGGCCCAGGGAAAAGGAAUAUUGCAACCGCAUACGUUGAUCGAUGAGCUGGAUAAUAUUAUAGGCGACGAACAAGCUCGGCAGAGGCUUAGCGAUGGUCCCUUCAGCGAAGUCCUUAAAUCUGCACAGGAGGCCAUAGUUCUUCCUCCAUAUGUGGCUAUAGCAGUUCGUCCAAGGCCUGGUGUUUGGGAAUACGUACGAGUCAAUGUUCAUGACCUUAGCGUGGACCAACUAAGUGUUUCGGAAUAUCUUCGCUUCAAAGAAGCACUUGCAGAUGGGGAGGAUAGCAAAAGUUUUGUGCUUGAGCUUGAUUUUGAGCCAUUCAAUGCAUCCUUUCCGCGGCCCAACCGUUCGUCAUCUAUUGGCAACGGUGUUCAAUUCCUCAACCGUCACCUUUCUUCCAGUAUGUUCCGUAACAAAGAUUGUUUGGAGCCAUUACUUAAUUUCCUGAGAGCUCACAAAUAUAAAGGACAUGCACUGAUGUUGAAUGAUCGGAUACUAAGCAUACCUCGACUUCAAGCUGCUCUGGCUAAGGCUGAAGAUCAUCUUUCUAAGCUUCCCCCUGAUGCACCAUAUUCUGAGUUUGAAUAUGUAUUGCAAGGAAUGGGUUUUGAGAGAGGUUGGGGAGAUACUGCAGCACAUGUCCUGGAGAUGAUGCAUCUUCUCUUGGACAUCCUUCAGGCUCCUGAUCCCUCUACGUUAGAGACAUUCCUUGGAAGAGUACCAAUGGUGUUUAAUGUUGUCAUUCUGUCUCCACAUGGAUACUUCGGGCAAGCAAAUGUGUUAGGUUUGCCUGACACUGGUGGGCAGGUUGUUUAUAUUUUGGACCAAGUGCGUGCCUUAGAGAAUGAAAUGCUUCUUAGGAUACAGAGGCAAGGACUUGAUAUUACACCCAGAAUUCUUAUUGUGACCAGGUUAAUACCUGACGCAAAGGGAACCAGUUGCAAUCAGCGGCUGGAAAGAGUCAGUGGGACAGAACAUACUCAUAUUCUGCGAGUUCCAUUUAGAUCCGAAAAAGGAAUUCUUCGUAAAUGGAUAUCAAGAUUUGAUGUAUGGCCUUAUCUGGAGACUUUUGCUGAGGAUGUAGCAAGUGAAAUUGCAGCAGAGUUGCAGGGUAUUCCAGAUUUUAUUAUAGGAAACUACAGUGAUGGAAACCUUGUUGCGUCUUUGUUGGCUUACAAAAUGGGUGUUACACAGUGCACCAUUGCACAUGCAUUGGAGAAAACAAAAUACCCAGAUUCAGAUAUAUAUUGGAAAAAGUUCGACGAGAAAUAUCACUUCUCUUGUCAGUUUACUGCUGACUUGAUAGCCAUGAAUAAUGCAGAUUUUAUUAUCACCAGUACAUACCAAGAGAUUGCAGGAACGAAGAACACUGUUGGUCAGUAUGAGAGCCACACUGCCUUUACUCUUCCAGGGCUCUAUCGAGUAGUUCAUGGCAUUGAUGUUUUCGAUCCAAAGUUCAAUAUUGUUUCUCCCGGGGCAGAUAUGUGCAUUUAUUUCCCAUAUUCUGAUAAGGAAAAGAGACUUACGGCUCUUCAUGGCUCGAUAGAAGAGUUGUUGUAUGAUCCUCGGCAGAAUGAUGAACACAUCGGUACUUUGAGCGAUCGGACAAAGCCCAUAAUCUUUUCCAUGGCAAGGCUGGAUCGAGUUAAAAACAUGACCGGAUUGGUAGAGUGCUAUGGUAAGAAUACCAAGCUGAGGGAAUUAGCAAACCUGGUUAUUGUUGCUGGUUACAUUGAUGUAAAGAAGUCCAAAGACAGAGAAGAGAUAGAAGAAAUUGAAAAGAUGCAUGGCCUAAUGAAAGAGUAUCAAUUGGAUGGUCAAUUUCGUUGGAUAGUAGCCCAAACAAAUCGAGCACGCAACGGUGAGCUCUAUCGCUACAUAGCUGACACAAAAGGUAUUUUUGUACAGCCUGCCUUCUAUGAAGCCUUUGGACUUACAGUGGUGGAAGCCAUGACUUGUGGCCUUCCAACAUUUGCCACAUGCCAUGGUGGCCCUGCAGAGAUUAUUGAACAUGGUAUAUCAGGGUUCCAUAUUGAUCCAUAUCACCCUGAUCAGACUGCUGAACUCCUGGCAGAUUUCUUUCAACGUUGCAAAGAGGAUCCAAGCUACUGGACUAAAAUAUCUGAUGGAGGGCUUAAGAGAAUUUACGAAAGGUAUACUUGGAAAAUUUAUUCUGAAAGGCUGAUGACACUGGCUGGGGUGUAUAGUUUCUGGAAGUAUGUCUCAAAACUUGAGAGGCGCGAGACCCGAAGAUAUCUUGAAAUGUUCUAUAUCCUCAAGUUUCGUGAUUUGGUAAAGUCUGUUCCUUUAGCCAUUGAUGAUUAAAGCUUAAUCCCUGGCUGCUCCAGAAACCAAGGUAAACCCAAGCGACAUUUACUUCGCACGAUAAUGAUAGUAUGCAAUAUAUAAAUAAGGUUCUGGUUGAUCGCAAGGACGAAGAAUAUAUAUGUAUUGGGUCUCCUACUACCUAUGGAGCUUUUGUAUUGAACUUUUGACUUGUUUGGGAGUAAAAUCUUGUAUCAUAGCUGUUGUCAAUAAAUGACAUAAUUUCUACUGUA
Molecule: messenger RNA, 2779 nt
Organism: Durio zibethinus
Lineage: Eukaryota; Viridiplantae; Streptophyta; Magnoliopsida; Malvales; Malvaceae
Product: sucrose synthase 2
Biological process (GO): sucrose metabolic process
Molecular function (GO): sucrose synthase activity
Source: RefSeq, a predicted model, not a curated record